CACUAUUUUUAACAUUAAAUAUUAUAAAUAUGAGUAGCAUUCGGGUUUAUGUGCGGCUACGUCCUGUCUUUUAUGCUCCAGGACAAGAACCGGAAGAGACUUGCAUCCGCGCAGUGUCUGGCAGAGAACUUGAAAUGAUUAAUUGGAGGAACACAACUCAAACGGUCAAUUACCAAUUCGAGCAAGUGUUUGGGGAAGAUACUUCCCAGGAAGAGAUCUUUGGAACUGUAGUGCAGCCUCAAAUGUCUCGGUUUUUAACACAUUUGGAGAAUGUUUCAGUGUUUGCAUACGGCCCAACAGGUUCAGGAAAAACUCACACUAUUCUUGGAACCGAUGAUUCGCCCGGUUUUAUUCCGAGAGUAAUGCAGAGUUUAUUCACCAGAGUUCGACAAAACAAUGAACCUGGAGCCCAAACACUUUCAAUGUCUUACAUAGAGAUAUACCAGGAGAAUAUUCUCGACCUGCUGUCUACAUCUAAGAAAUCAUUUACUCUUAAAGAAGAUAAAAAUAAAAGUAUUAUCAUUCCCGGAAUUACUGAGAAAGUUAUUGAUAAUUUUGAAAGUUUUGAGAGUGUGUUUGUACCAGCCUCAAAAAAUAGAAGAGUGGAAAAAACAAAGCUUAAUGAAAGAUCAAGUCGUUCACAUGCUAUACUUAUCAUCAAACUUUACUCAAAAAAUAAUACUAUUCCUGGAAAAUGUCAAGUUGCAAAGUUGUCCAUCAUUGAUUUGGCUGGAUCUGAAGAUAAUAGAAGAACUGGUAAUGCUGGCGUCCGUUUAAAGGAAUCAGGUGCAAUCAAUGCAUCGUUACAUGUUUUAAGUAAGGUGGUAGAUGCUUUGUGUUCCAGCAAGCCAGUACGGAUUCCUUACCGUGAUAGUAAACUAACACGGCUUCUUCAAGACUCUUUAGGUGGCUCUUCACACACUGCUCUUGUGUUGAAUGUAUCACCAGAACUUUCUUCUUUAUUAGACACCCAGAGUGCUUUGAAUUUUGCCUCCAAGUCCAAGCAGGUAGUAAACAAGCCAUUUGGAGUUAAGGUGUUUGCUGAUGCACCUUUACUUGCACCACAAAAAGACACCAAGCAACAAAACAUAAGUGAAGAAUGUAAAGAAAACAUAGUAGAAACUAGCUUUUUACAUCCAUCUACCAAGCAACAUCCCAAGAAACAUAAGUUAGAAAUGCUGGAAAAGGCCAUUCUUGCAAAGCAGCAUGUCUCUGCUAAAAAGAAAAAGCUUGUGUCAUUAAAUGAGAGCGAAAAGAAUGUAACGUCCAUAGAAACAAUUAAGGAUAUCCGGGAUUCUGCUUUUCAAUUCAAACUUUUCAAAGAACAUAUUGUAUCUGAUCAAAAUGAAGAAUUUAAAGAACCUCCAGUAUGUGAUAACAGAUCUUCUGAAACAGAAUGUUUUGUGGAACUGAAACAAACUUCUAAAUGCUUGCAUCCUAACUUAGUACUUACUCCCAAGUGCAAAUUAUCAAAAACUAGUAAAGUGUUUACACUAAGUGUUAAGAAAGCAACUGAUGAUCAACAAUUAAAAUUAGGUAAAAAUAAGUUAACUGCACUGGUACAUGUUCUGUAUGUUGGGCACAGUAUGAUUCGGCAGUUUCACCAUUUGGUGCUGGUUUCAAAGUGCGGCUGUCCUUCUCAGUAUGCUGUUCGAUACAAAUCCAGUUUCAUGUCAAGUCUUCCUGCUGACACAUUGUGGAAAUCAACCUCUCCCACAACAAAGCGAUCUGGCAGAGGCAAACGUGCUGUUGUAAAAAAGAAAAUUGACCUGGGGAAGGGGAAGAUAUUAGGAGAGGGAACUGUUGGUAUGGAAUGGCCAGGACUGAAUGCUCCCCUUGGUAAUAAGAUCAGAAGGCGAGAAGAAAGUGAACAAAAUGAAUUCCUGGCCAAGCAAGAGGAGAAUAAGAAUGCCAAAAAAUUACAAAGACAGAAGUUUGCAGCUGAUCGUGGAUGGACAGGGGGUCAGUGGGGAGGACUCAAGUUUGGUCCACCUGAACCUGCAGAAGGUCAUUCGUAUGAAGACUUCAGCUGUGUCUUGUUGAAUGUGGCGCGUGUUUCUCAUAUGAGCAUGGAGCGUGGAAGAAUCUACUCCAUGCGAUCAGGUGUUGCCAUCGGUAAUGGUAACGGGUUGAUAGGAGUAGGUGGAGCUACAGCUCCCACUAUCGUAUCAUCAGUGAGGAAAGCCAGGAUAAAAGCGAUCAAUCGUCUUCAGUUUUUUGAAAGGUGGGAGGAAAGAACAGUAUUUGAAGAUGUUUAUGUGAAUCAUCACAAAACGUGGAUGUACAUCAGGAAGCAACCUGCUGGGUAUGGUUUAAGAUGUCACCGGGCAAUAAGGGACAUGUGCAAACUAAUUGGAAUUAAAGACAUUUAUGUCAAAAUUGAAGGUUCUAAAACCAUGCUGAAUCUUGUAAAGUGUUUCUUUAAGGGACUUCGUACGCAAGAAACGUAUGAGCAGAAGGCCAAUCGCGUCGGUUAUCACAUUGUCGAAUUUGACCAACUGCGGCAUAACUUUCCAGUUGUGCUCGCUUCGCCAUCUAGCGGCGAAGUAAAUACCGAACCUUACAACGACUACGAAGAAUACAUGAACCAAGAACUGGUGCUGCGUGAUCAGCGAAAAAGAGAUCCAGAAAAGUGGUCGUCAUUUUAUAAAGCAGUAAUGCCACACGCUCGUGGCCCGCCCGUGUUACCGCCAAUGCCUGUUCCCUCGCUACUCGGCGACAUUAAGAAUUUAAAAGUCGAUUGACGAAAUAUACCAUACGCUUCGUUGUAAAA
Molecule: messenger RNA, 2773 nt
Organism: Ciona intestinalis (vase tunicate)
Lineage: Eukaryota; Metazoa; Chordata; Ascidiacea; Phlebobranchia; Cionidae
Source: RefSeq, a predicted model, not a curated record